This is a messenger RNA of Oxyura jamaicensis (ruddy duck), 1660 nucleotides long. It is a transcript of the gene SSH3, whose product is annotated as slingshot protein phosphatase 3. The transcript has 8 exons. Gene Ontology annotation, molecular function: actin binding; protein tyrosine/serine/threonine phosphatase activity. Gene Ontology annotation, biological process: negative regulation of actin filament polymerization; actin cytoskeleton organization; protein dephosphorylation. Lineage: Eukaryota; Metazoa; Chordata; Aves; Anseriformes; Anatidae. Gene Ontology annotation, cellular component: cytoplasm. The record is from RefSeq and is a predicted model, not a curated record. Bases 6 to 1421 code for a protein of 471 amino acids.
UGGACAUGGGCAGAGGACACGGGGCCAUGGGGCGACGUCACAGGCAGCGUGACCAGGGAUGCGUGGGGCUGGGAGAUGAGGUCCUGGGAGGAGGCCGCGGUGUGGGCAGGGCGAGGGGGCCGCGUGCCAGGCUCCUGUGUGGCAGGGCCGUGCUGCAGGAGCUGCACCGAGCCUGCGAGCAGGCGGCCCGCGGGGGGCACAUCCCCGGGGGCCCUGCGCUGCUCUGGGCCCGGGACUACGCAGCUGCGCUGAGCUCGGAGCAGAGCUGCCUCAACGAGUGGCUGGCCAUGGCCGACCUGGAGUCCGUGCGCCCCGGCUCCCCCCAGCCCCCGGGGCCGGCGGUGCCGGAGCUGACGGAGCAGGCGGUGCGGGCGCUGCUGCGCGACGUCCUGGCUGCCGCUGACCUGGAGAGCGUCACCUCCAAGGAGGUGCGGACGGAGCUGGAGCGGCGCACGGGGCGCAGCCUGGCCCAGCACAAGGACUUCAUCGACAACGAGAUGCUGCUGGUGCUGGCGCAGAUGGACCGGCCCUCCUGCGUCUUCCCGCACCUCUACCUGGGCUCCGAGUGGAACGCUGCCAACCUGGAGGAGCUGCAGCAGAACCGCAUCACCCACAUCCUGAACGUGGCGCGGGAGAUCGACAACUUCUUCCCGGCGCUGUUCACCUACAUGAACGUGCGGGUGUACGACGAGGAGGCGGCCGAGCUCCUGCCCCACUGGAACGAUACCUUCCUCUUCCUCUCCGACGUCAAGGCCCGCGGGGGCCGGGCGCUGGUGCACUGCCGCAUGGGGCUGAGCCGCUCGGCAGCCACGGUGCUGGCCUACGCCAUGAAGGAGUUCGGGUGGCCCCUGGAGCGGGCACUGCGGCACGUCCGGCGCUGCCGGCCCGGCGUCCUGCCCAACCCCGGCUUCAUGCGCCAGCUCGACUUCUACCAGGGCAUCCUGAGCGCCAGCCGGCACAGCGUCCUCUGGGAGCCCCGGGCGGCAGAGCGCGUGUCCCAGCCUGAGCCGGAGGAGGCGGCACCAGGGGACGAGGGUGCCCUGCCCGAGCCCCGAGCCCCGGCCCCGCAGCCUCCCGAGGAGGCGAGCAGGCACCCGGCGGGGCCGGGGCUGUCGGGGGCCCCCCAGCGCCCCCGCAUCUCUCUCUGUGCCGUCAUGCGGAGCAUCAGCCUGAUGGAGUCCCCACAGCCCCCCGAGCUGCUGGGGGAGCCCCUCGGUGGGGAGGUGUUUGAGGCCACAGAGGUGCCAGGGGACCCUGGGGGUCAAGGGGGGUCAUCCCCAGGGGCACGGCCCAGCUCCCGGCCCCGGCGUGUAGUGCGCCAGGCCAGUGUUGAUGGAGGCCCAGCCUGCGCAGAAGACCACAGCCCACCUGCCUCCAGCUGCGACCCUGCCCUUGCCCCCACCUCACCCCUUGCCCCCUAGCCCCAGCGGGGAGGAGGACAAGGGGCAGGCCCCCUGCAAUGGCACUGGGGGAUGGGGCAGGGUAGGGGCCCCCUGCCCCCCCCAGCCUGCACUGCAGGGCACGGGGUGGCACUGCCUCACCCCCUGCCCGGGGCCCUGCUGCACCCCUGGGGGGUGACACAGCCCCCGGGCCACACCUCGCCACGCCGGCCCCCUGCACCAGCACGGCACCAGCCUGACAAUAAAGCACGUAAUGCACG